This is a messenger RNA of Stylonychia lemnae, 882 nucleotides long. Lineage: Eukaryota; Ciliophora; Spirotrichea; Sporadotrichida; Oxytrichidae. The record is from the annotation of a GenBank genome assembly.
AUGAAUCUAACUGAUAUUUUGAAGAUAGAUUUAAAAUAAAUCAAAAAGGACUAAAGGGAGUCUUGCAGUCUAUAAACAAGUGAUAAUAUAAAUCUUGAUUUGAAGCCAUCACCAGCAAAGAAUGUAUGGAUAGAAAGAGUUGAAGACAGAUAUUAUGUCAUGUAUAAUGUAGUACUUUAUUUUGAAGAUUUUAAUUAUGUGAGUGAUAUUCCUACAAAAGAGAUUAUGAUUUUUUGUUAAGGUUCACCCUAUAAAGAAUGUUACCAAGGUGAGAAAUUUGUUUGCAUAGAGAUAGGAUCAAACUUAGAAUUGACUUAUUUAGAUUAUUAUUAUGACAAUCACAAGAUUAAUGAUGCCAUAGCUCUUGAAUUCAAGUAAAGUUCAGGAUGGGGAGAGAGGACUGAUCUCUUAUUUACCCCUUUCUACUUAAAUAAGUCUGAAUAAGUUGUUUAGAUAAGCGAGAAAUACUACUAAGAAGAUUAUUUUUCAAUCUUUAAAGAUGAGUAAGAGAAGUUUGAUUAAAAUAGUGAUGCUAAAUAUGUAUAGGCAGUCUUCUAUAUUAAAAAGUCCUAAUAAGCAUUUGAAGUGAUAACCAUUAUUCCAAAGUAACUAGGAUAAGCUCUAGGACAAAUUGGAGGCUAUUUUUCAUUAUUUGGAGCUGUUCUUUUUUUGUUGAAGGUUUUACAUAUGUCAUAUAUGAAGAGAGAUUUAAGAAAAAUGAUUAAUGAGGAAAAUUUGAGAAAGAAAAGUAGUAUCAUGCUAUAAUAUGGCAAUGAUUAAUGCUUCUCAGUGCAUUAGGAAUCUAUUGAAAAUAUGUUUAGCUUCGAAAACUUUCAUAAAGUAAAUUAAAUUAAAUUUCAUAUCUCAUCAGGUUACAGUUGA